Drosophila willistoni is the source of this 715-nucleotide messenger RNA. RefSeq lists its product as uncharacterized. The coding region runs from base 28 to 651 and encodes 207 amino acids. The transcript is spliced from 2 exons. Lineage: Eukaryota; Metazoa; Arthropoda; Insecta; Diptera; Drosophilidae. The record is from RefSeq and is a predicted model, not a curated record.
UAUCCACGCGUUUGUCAAGCAGUCAAGAUGAGUUGCCAAGUGCUCUUCCUCAUUAGUUUGCUAAAUAUAUUCACCUAUAUAAAUUGCUCUGGGGAUUUAAAUGGCUAUCGUUUGUAUAGCCAAGCAGACCACAGUCUUACUCUGAUAACCAAUCAGGCCAUAACUUCUGCCAUUGAAGUAGUUGAUAAUGUUGUUGAGGAUCUUUUGGUAUUGGACUCGCAGAAUUCUAUAAUACUUGGCUAUUUAAAUAGCUUUGAUGCCUUCAUAGCUGUUAGUGAUAACAAAACUGAGGAAACUUUGGACACAUUCUAUAAGAUUGUUAAAUCAUAUAUGGAUGAUGAUGUGGCUGAGAAAACCUCAAGCAUUGAGACACAAUUAAUUGCCCUGUGUCUGCAACGACAUGGCUUCGAUCGCUGGAAACGUACCAUUCAACUGAGAAUGGGUCAAUUUCAGAAAAAUCUCCACAAGAAACUUGUGAAAUAUCUAGACACUUUAGACGACGAAGAACGUGCUGCAGUGGAACAUCGUUGGAAACAUGUUGGCCUAAGAGAAGGAGCAUCUGGUGGACAACAGAGACGUUUAGAGAAAUUAAGAGAGUUUGUCAGAUGGUUGGGUAAAAUCAGAGAUUCAGAGACUGAUACCGAAAUAUAGUGUAUAUUAUAGAAGAUAAUGUUAGCUCAUAAGGCCAUAAAAGAAUAAAUUAUUAUUAUUGUCA